Messenger RNA from Chara braunii, 1030 nucleotides. The record is from the annotation of a GenBank genome assembly. NCBI's taxonomy places the organism in Eukaryota, Viridiplantae, Streptophyta, Charophyceae, Charales, Characeae.
CCUCAUCUUCCUCGAAAUUUUUUUCAGAAGUUGAGCAGCGAGAACUGAUGAAGGAUAUGACUGGUCGAUACGACUGGCCAAAGAUCAAGGAGAAUUUGUUGGCUAGAAGCUUCGACCAGAUGCUUUACCGUCUCCUGAAGCAGCAAAAGGAGGACCGCGAAAAGGAAGGGGUAAGCGCGGACAAGGACCAAGCUGUUUUCAAAACCCUGAUUGACAUGCGGAAUAUGAUGGCUGACAUGAAGGAGGAAAGGUUAAAGCUACAAGUGAUGAUGGUCCAGACGAAAGGGGGAAAAAGGAAGGGGAAAGCUCCCGCAAUGGAGGAGGUGAGCAGUAGCAACAGUGAAGAGGAAGAUGAGGAGGAAGUGGAGCCCCCUCGAAAAUUGACCAAGGCAGAACGGAAGGCCCUGAAUCAGAUACGAGGAGGGCAAGGCACUGGUAAAAAGCAGCGGAAGAAUAAUGGAGGAGGUGGACAAGGAAGCAACCAUGAACAAGCGGCUCAAGCCCCUCCUCAACAACCCCAACCUCAGGCAGGAGGCCGAGGCCGAGGUCAAGGUAGAGGACAAGGCGAUGGGGGAGGCAGAGGAAAUGGGGGCGGCCGAGGCAAUUGCCAGAAUUGGUUUUGUAAGUAUUGUGGCCAAGAUGGACAUGGGAUACGGUUUUGUCAGACCGUUACCAAAGAUGAAAACGAUAAGGUUAUAAAUACGAAUAUUCGAGGCGAGGUCUACGACUUCGAAGGGAACCUCAUCGAUCCCAAUGUGGAGGGAGGAAUGAGAAAGGAAGCUUUCCGACGUAUGGGGCGAGAUCUUCCAGCAACUUUUCGACUGGCUUCUCCGGAAGAAGUCGAACAGAUUGAGUUGGAAGCGACAAUGGAAUCAUUGACAAUUAAGGAUGCCAAGGCCCGAAAUGAAGGUUUGAGUAAAGGGCAGGAAGAGAUACUGCAUCGAGCCCAGUUGGUGGUCAGAAAAAUGACUCGAUGCAGGGAAACUUUCGUUUAAGUAUGUGCCGACAUGAAUGAAGAGUGGCCCGGGCU